This is a messenger RNA of Bacidia gigantensis, 1113 nucleotides long. RefSeq lists its product as uncharacterized. NCBI's taxonomy places the organism in Eukaryota, Fungi, Ascomycota, Lecanoromycetes, Lecanorales, Ramalinaceae. The record is from RefSeq and is a predicted model, not a curated record. The transcript has a single exon. Bases 1 to 1113 code for a protein of 370 amino acids.
AUGGCUGAUUCUCCAGGUCUGGUAAUCUGUGGCGGCCGGUCACGUAAUUGGGACUACUGCGUCGCUGCGACCUACGAAAGAUCUUCGGGAACCACAUCCUGUAUCGUCCAAGGCUUAGAGACAGAUGAGAUCGAGGUACUGAAGGAGUCCAUCCGCGCCUCACAAUGCUCCUUUCCCAAUCCUCUACUUAUUCCAAUACUUCUGAUUGGAUUGAAAGCUAGCCGUUUUGUUGCAGUCAUUGAACAUCGUGCUCGUGCACUCGAGAGUCUCGAGCUUGAGACUGGGAUGAAGUACGGCUUCUCCGUUGACCCACGUCGUAACAUCUCACGUGAGGCUCUCAAAGCGAAAGCAGGUCUCCUGGAUUUUGACCUCAUCACGCAGAAGUUGACAUGCAUUAUUGGAACACUAGCAUUCUGUGAAUUGACAUUCACCGCUAGCCUCAAAGCUCUUGACCUGCUGUCUUUAUUUGAUGACAAGCUUCCAGCCUCGAUUCCACGGGAAAUACUACAGCAGAGAGUCUUAUUCUUGCGCAAUCUUGUUGAAGGCGUCCAAUUGAACCGAGCUCUUCUCUUACAGCGGACACAAGCACAAGUACAAACGGUCUGUCUCCUACCUCGACACGCAUUGCCUUCAACCGAGCGAAUAGAUAUGCAUUACCUGACAUCUGAGCUGACUUCAGAUAUAUGGCAGGUCUUUAGCCUCAUCGGACAAAAAGACAACCGUGUCAAUAUCGAAACAGCUACUUCUUCACAUCGUCUCGCCGAAGCUUCCCUCAAAGAAAGCGCUGCGAUGAAAGAAAUUGCCGAGGAAUCCCGCAACCUUGCUUUUCUCACCCAACGUGGCAAUAUCGACAUGCGAAUAAAUGCUGCUGUAACCCUUAUCUUCCUGCCAGGCACCUUCAUUGCGACGUUCUUCAGCACAAGCUUUUUUGAUUUCCAGUCUCGUAAUGACGUUGUCAGCGGCUGGAUAUGGUUGUACUUUUUGUUCACUGUUGUACUUACGAUGCUUGUCCUUGGCAGCUGGUCCUUUGGCUCUAGACGACAAAAUCAACGCAUGGAGCGAUUGCGCAAUGAACAAAGAGAGAAGGAAAAGAGCAUUGAGAUGCAGUCUUGA